Chlamydomonas reinhardtii is the source of this 2797-nucleotide messenger RNA. RefSeq lists its product as uncharacterized. Lineage: Eukaryota; Viridiplantae; Chlorophyta; Chlorophyceae; Chlamydomonadales; Chlamydomonadaceae. Gene Ontology annotation, molecular function: protein binding. The record is from RefSeq and is a predicted model, not a curated record. Gene Ontology annotation, cellular component: ubiquitin ligase complex; cytoplasm. The coding region runs from base 139 to 2367 and encodes 742 amino acids. The transcript has 2 exons.
GCCAUACUUCUACACUAACAGGGCGCACCCUACGGUAUACAACCAAUCGCAAGUGAAGCAUGUAAAGCGUCAAUACAGUUGAGCUUUGACAUCCGCAAAGCAAGAAGUAUGACAUCUCUUGCAGGUUACGGGCCGCCGAUGCACUUGUUGAAAUGCAGCGUGGGCGUCUUUGAGGGCGGCUAUCCUCGGGGCACGACCACGCGGUUCCACGGAGGGUUGCCGGAGACCCUCGUCGCCCUCUCGUCUGGAGAGCUCCGCGACCUCCCAGGCGCAACGGCCCGCAGCGGCGUCGGCUUGAGGCUGGGCGGCCUGCAGCUGUUCACCUCCUCUUGCGGCCCCUUGGGCGCGGGCGGCGAGGACGGCGAUGAGCCCUACGUCGGGAGCAGGAUGAUUCGUGACCCCACCUGGUGCGCCUGGUCGCAGCAAGUGUACCUCAUGGACGGCCAGGCGGUGCUCAGCCUGAACGGCACAGUGCUGUCCUUGGUGGCAGGCUGCCUGCGUGGCGGCGCCCUCGAUGACGACGAGGCCGAGGCCGCAGACGGCGUCGGCGCCACCGCGCGCUUCAGCUGCGCCCGUUUCGUCACCUCGGACCACGCCGGCUGUCUGUAUCUGGCGGACUGCGCGCGGCUGUGCCGCGUCACGCUGCCGCGCUCUUGGCGCGCCGCUGACGCGCCGCUGGGCUCGGCACGCGCUGCUGACUUGGGGACUCAGCGGCCGCCGGCGGGGGUGCAGCGGCGGCUUGGGGAGGCAGCGGCGCAAGGGGUGGAGGAGCAGGGAAACGGGCAGGAGGAGGAAGAGGAGGAGGCGGUCGUCACGACGCUGCUGGUGGCGGACUCGGACAUCACGGGGCUCGCCUUCGUGCCAUCAGGGGACGCCAGAAGCGCGGCGGGCACAGGCGAGGGCCGAGGUUGUCCCAGCGACGCAGCGGAGCGCGUCGGUGGUCCCUACCUCCUAUACAGCACAGACACUGCAAUAUAUCGGCUGCAAAUCCCGGAACCGCCAGCCGAUGACGAAGGAUCGAAGGCAAAUGCGACGGCGGCCGCGCCUCUCAUGCCGUUGCCGGAGCUGCUCGCGGGGCGGUCCGACCAGGAGGGCUCCGCCGACGCCGCCGACGGCGCCGCCGCGCGCUUCAGCCGCAUCUCGGGCAUCUGCGUCGACGCCGCCGGCAUGGCCUACGUCACCGACCACAAGGACGACGGCGAAACGACGGCGCUGCGGCGGGUGUCGCCCGGCGGCGCCGUGGCCACGGUCGCCGGCGGCGCCGAGCUGGAGGGCCAGCUGUCGUGGCCCAGCAUCCUGCCCGGCUCGGGGUACCUGUGCCUCUGCAGCUUCAGCCAACGCGCGCUGGUGCUGCUGGACCUUGGGCUGACGCCGCCGGCCUGCAUGACGGGGCCCGGGCUGAAGAGCGGCGCCGGAGGCGGAACAGGCGCUGCCGGGGGCGGCGGGCCAGGGCGCGGCGGCACGGGCUGGGAGCGCGAGGACGUGGGGCUCAGGCCAUUCGUGGGCGCAGACGGCGGGCCGCCGCGCUCGUUGGCCUCCGACCUGGGCUCUCUGCUGGAUUCGCCGCCCGACGCCACCUCCGACCUCACCCUGCGCGUCGGCGGCCGCCACUUCGCGGUGCACCGGGCCAUCCUGGCCGCGCGCUGCGACUACUUCCGGCAGCGCCUGGCGGCGGACACGUUCGCGGACGGCGCUGCGGCGGAGCUGGAGCUGCCGGACGCGGACGCCGACGCCUUCGCGCUGCUGCUGCGCUGGCUGUACACGGGCAGUGCGCCGCUGCCCACCGAGCCGGCGGCAAUGCAUGCGCUCGCGGAGCUGGCGGACCGGCUGCUGCUGCCGGAGCUAUGCCACGAGGUGCAGGUGCACAUCCUGGCAACCUUGUCCCCGGAGACCGUGGUCGAGCACCUGGCAUGGGCCGAGCACCUGGCUGGUGGCGGCGCCCCGCCCACCCCUGACGGGCCCAAAGACGAGCCUCCACCUGCUGACCUAGCCGCAGCGGCCGCGGGUACUGGCGACACUGACGAGGACGAGCGGCAAGCCGGUUCGCACGGGCCCAAUUCCAUCCACGCCGGUCGGCCGCAGCCGCCCCAGUUGCGGCAUCCCAACCUCCAGCCUCAGUCCAUCGACGCCACGCCUUUCUCGCAGCUGUUGGCGCGGCUGCGGUCCUGGUACGUGGCGCGGCACCUGCAGAUUAUGGAGGCUGCGCCCGAUGCCGUACGGCGGCUGAUGGCGGCGGCGCCGGACCUGGCUUUCCAGCUGCACCUGGCAGCGGCGCGGCGGGCGGCAGCGGCCUCAGCCGCGGCGGCGGUGGCGGCGGCCGGGAUUGGGGCAGCGUCGAGGGGUGCGGCGGGCACCAGGACUACUUGAGCGGGGCUUGCAGGGGUGUAGGGAAAUGCAGGGGCGCAGGGGAUGUAGACGGAUGCGGUGGUUGGCUCGUGGUUGCAGCGAGUGUGCGACAUGGAUGCGGGCCUUUGCGAGAUGAUCGGCGAUGGAUUGCGUGUUGAAAUGCGCGUAUGGCUGUCCGUGUACACGGACGCUGAGCGGCCCGGAAGUCUGGAAAGCAUGAGCCGGGGAGUCAGUUCGAGCUGGGCUGGCAACGCUAGGUCCUGGCCAGUAUCGCCCGACUGUGUUGGGCUGCCCGUUAACAGGCGCUCUGCCGAUGAGGUCGUUAGAACGUCCAUGCGGGGGCUGGCUAGAGAUUAGGAGUACAAGGUCGCAAGCUGAGCCGCGUGGGGGGAAGCUCUCUCUUUUCGUGCAGACGAUGGGAGGUGCACGCAUGGGCAAUGGCAUCUUGUGA